CAGUAAGCAGCCGUAUGAUCUUGAUCUCGCCAGCCGUUUUCCUUGGAGUCGCGAUUGUUUGGACGGUUGCUUUCUCAUUGUUGUAACAUUCACCGUGUAGUUCAGACAAUUCUUUAUAAAUUUGUAAUUUUUACCGUAUAUUACUGCCACGGUAUUGACGGUCUAAAAGUGAGUGAAUUACUGUGAGCUACGUUGGUGCUAUGUUUACCAAAAUUUAUCGUUGGUAUUGUGACUGGUGACUAAGUUGAAAUGUUUCGUGAAUACGUGGACCACGAGGAGAUUUCCGCUGUGUAAUGUUUAUAGAAUCUCAAAGAAUUUGUGAUUUUAGUUGUAUUGUAGGUAAAAAAUAACUAAUUGACAAUGUCUAGCACAGUUCCAACAAGUUCUGCGCUGAGGGCUUUGGCCCUAGAGUACAAAAGUCUCCAGGAGGAGCCUGUGGAAGGUUUUAGAGUGAAAUUAUUAGGUGAAGACAAUUUAUUUGAGUGGGAAGUAGCUAUAUUUGGACCCCCAGAUACAUUAUAUCAAGGAGGAUACUUCAAGGCACAUAUGAAAUUUCCUUCAGAUUAUCCGUAUUCACCGCCCUCCAUUAGAUUUUUAACUAAAGUAUGGCAUCCUAAUGUAUAUGAGAAUGGUGACCUAUGUAUAUCAAUCCUGCACCCGCCCGUGGAUGACCCGCAGUCGGGCGAGCUGCCGUGCGAGCGCUGGAACCCGACGCAGUCGGUGCGCACCGUCCUCCUCUCAGUCAUCUCCCUCCUCAACGAGCCCAACACCUUUAGUCCUGCCAAUGUCGACGCUAGCGUCAUGUACCGCCGCUGGCGCGACUCCAAAGGCAAGGACAAGGAGUACGAAAACAUUAUCAGGAAACAGGCGCAGGUCGCGCGCAUGGAGGCGGAAAAGGAAGGCAUAGUUGUGCCGCUCACUUUAGAAGACUAUUGCAUCAAAACUCAAGUCAAGUCUACGACGCAGGAGCCACAGUUGGACAUGACUGAUUUCUACGAUGACGAUUACGAUGAUCUCGACACUGAUUCCGACGAGGAGUUGGAAGGAGGCGAGGGAGACGGCGAUGACAGCGGUAAUGGGGAGUCGUGAGGUCGCGCCCCCGAUACUUUAUACCAUACACUAGCCUGCCAUAUCCUUCAGGCGACACAUAAACCAGCAUCACAUAAAGACUAUAUAAAAU
Molecule: messenger RNA, 1180 nt
Organism: Chilo suppressalis (striped riceborer)
Lineage: Eukaryota; Metazoa; Arthropoda; Insecta; Lepidoptera; Crambidae
Source: the annotation of a GenBank genome assembly